This is a messenger RNA of Acanthamoeba castellanii str. Neff, 297 nucleotides long. RefSeq lists its product as uncharacterized. Bases 1 to 297 code for a protein of 98 amino acids. The record is from RefSeq and is a predicted model, not a curated record. Lineage: Eukaryota; Discosea; Longamoebia; Acanthamoebidae. The transcript has 2 exons.
AUGUCUCUGAGCCGACCCAGCAACAACAGCAUGAACCAGGCGGAGCGCACCAUGACGCAACCCAACGCGCAGCAGAGCAACUUUGCCUCACUCGGCUGGGGACUCGUGCUGGGCGCCUCCCUGGGCGGCUACCUGGGCUACAAGGCGGGCCAGAGCGAAGAGUUCCGGACCAAGAUGGGCGAGUACCGGGAGGAGUGGGGCACGAGGGCAUCCGCGUGGUACGCCCAACAGAGCACGACGUGGGCCAAGCGCUAUCAGACCUGGAGCGAGAAGAACAGCGGCAUCGUCGAGGCCUGA